This is a messenger RNA of Lagopus muta (rock ptarmigan), 6018 nucleotides long. It is a transcript of the gene NTS, whose product is annotated as neurotensin. Gene Ontology annotation, molecular function: neuropeptide hormone activity. NCBI's taxonomy places the organism in Eukaryota, Metazoa, Chordata, Aves, Galliformes, Phasianidae. The transcript has 4 exons. Gene Ontology annotation, cellular component: axon terminus; extracellular region. The coding region runs from base 216 to 710 and encodes 164 amino acids. The record is from RefSeq and is a predicted model, not a curated record.
UCACCAUGAGGCGAUGGCGGCACCGCCGUGACAUCACCCCGAGGCUUAUAUAGUUGGGGAAGGGUCCGGGUCCACCAUCUGGUGCCUGCGGCCGCCCGCCAGUGUGUGUGCCGAGGCGCGGAGCGGCGGAGCUCUCUCUGUGUGUCUGUCUGUCUCUCUCUCCGUCUCUCCCCAGGAUUUAUGGACUUUACUUUCUAGAGAGUGGCGCGGCAAGGAUGAGACCCCAGCUGGUGUGCGUGGUGCUGCUGGCCUUGGCCUCCUGCAGCCUGUGCUCAGAUUCAGAAGAGGAAAUGAAAGCAUUAGAAGCAGAUUUAUUGACCAAUAUGUAUACAUCAAAGAUGAACAGAGCAAAACUUUCUUACUGGAAAGUGACCCUGCUAAAUGUCUGCAAUCUUAUCAACAACAUGAACAACCAGGUGGGGGAAACAGUAGAGGUAGAUGAUGAGGAUCUCAUUUCUGGAAGACAGUUCCCUGCUGCUCUGGAUGGCUUCAGCUUGGAAGCAAUGCUGACAGUGUAUCAACUCCAAAAAGUUUGCCACAGCAGAGCCUUUCAGCACUGGGAGUUACUUCAGCAAGACGCUUUUGAUCUAGAAAAUUCAAGCCAAGAAAAGGAAAUAAUGAAAAGAAAAAAUCCCUAUAUUCUGAAACGGCAACUACAUGUGAACAAAGCUAGAAGACCAUACAUACUCAAGAGAAGUUCAUAUUACUGAUGCAGCAGAGGAAAACAAUGUGUAUUUAGUUUAUAGGUAACUGUGUGUUAUAGUUAUCUUAUUUAACUUCAAAAUCAUACCUGUGUGAAAAUAUACUAUGGAAGAUCAUCAAGAAGAUAACAUAACUGUGUCUUUUUUGCAAUUGCUGUUACUUGAUUGUGAUUUUUUCCUACUUAAGAUUAAUUAGACCAAUACAUUUUCAAAUAAAUCUAGUUUCUAAGCAUGACGUAUUGUACACAAUUGAGAUUUCAACAUCUUUCCAACAAUAUAUCACUCUUUUCCUAUUUUAGAAAGUACACUGUCAUACACUGAGAAAAUGGAUACCAUCCAUAAAUCUUACUGAAAUUCUUAAAAAUUUCUUACUGAAACACCUCAAACAUGUAUAGGCUUGCAAGUUUUUAUAUGAUACAGUAGUCUGACCUGCCACAGCAUUUUAUAUAUUGUCUAGUUGAAAUUAUUAGGGAUCAGAUCUAAAUAAAGAAGGCAAUAUGGUCCACUAUUAAAUGGUAAGUCCAAAAUUCAUAUCUGAAAUGGCCUGCUUGUAAGCGAAUUUAAGUUCUUGAUUCCUAAUUUGUCUCUGAAGAGCCAUAAUUUAAGAAAAUACAGUAAUGAGACUUCAACAAAGUAUGUGACUUAAAGCAAAGGCACAUAUACUUCAGAAUUGCGGAUAUCAGUGGUUAAAUAAGGAAAAGAGUUUAAAUAAUCAGUAAACUAAUUUAUGGUGUUUACCUUAUACAUGAGUGCUCAGGAAAAAAAUAAAGACAAAAAAUAAAACAUGAUUCAUGCUUUUGUGGUGUUACUGGAAAAUCAGUAUACUAUAUAUCCAGUUAUAUGAGAAAUUUUGGAAAAAUAUUUGAAAGAGGACUUUAAGUAAGAACAACUUAAAUUUACUAUUGAAAUUCAUUUCCCUUUCUUUCCUCUACAAAUUCAUAAUGUCAAACAAGUAGUUCCAGGAGUUAAUAAUAGUCUCGGAAUUCCACAGACACAGGGAAGAUUUCAGCAUGAAAAGAGGUGUUUUCAACCUGUGAAGUACUCAAGAGCCACUGAAAAUUCAUGCUCCAUCCAUCCCAAAGUGUCUGAUCCUUAUAUCAAAUUUGGGAUCUCAUGCUCCCAGAUUUCAUCCUGGAAAAGAGUCUGAAAGAAUUGAAUGAAGAAACAGUUAAAUUAGAGUGCCAGUUCAUGAUCCCUUCCCAAGGGACGCCUUGAUUCCCAAACCAGGAUACCAAAAUGUCAGAAUAGACAUAGGUUUUGAAGUCUGCCUGUUUUCUGUUUGGCAUAUUUCCUCAGAAUGUUCCAACAAAUGGCCAGAAGAAAUCACUCGAGGAAUUACCAUAUGCUCUCAUACAUCAGAUUUUCUGUCAAGUACUGUUAAACAUAUAGUGGGAUACACAUGUAAUAACAUACCCAUACAAAUAGUUAUACCAAUGUUGAUACAUGGAGAGGGAUUUUUUUUUUUAACUGUAAAAAGUAUUUCCACUACUCCAAAGCUAAUUCUGUUUUCUUCCUGCAAAUGUUAUUAAUCAGUUUAUUUAUUGAGUAGGCCCUAAAAGCACGCAUUCACAAGAUAUAACUGAGCAUACACUAAUUACUACAAUAAUCAUAAUUUAAAACAGCUAAGUAUUUAAGCACAUUUUGUUUCAAUGAUUUAAAUGCUUAAUGAACUUAAGAGCUUUGCUUAAAUAUGGUUCCAACAGAGUCAUACCCUUUAAUUUUUUUUUUAUGAAAUGGUUGUAGAAUUAGACUAGUGACACAGUAUGCUCUCAAGUGAAGAACAUCCCUCUUUCUAAAAACCUACUAGCUCUGUAGUUCCAUUAUAACAGCUUAGAUUCCAAAUUACCUGUUGAUCUGAAGUAAUAAGGCAGAAUGGAGCUUGUUCUAAAAUUUACUGCAAGUAAUAUAUGAGGAAAAAAAUCCCUAGAUGGUCUUCAGAUGAUUAUUUUGUAGAGAACAGGAAAAAAAAAAUAAGUUGCCAAGGUAAUUUUUUCUGUGUGUUCAUUUUAAAAGCAUGAAGAGUUUUAGAAAGUAUUAUAAAGUAAUGUGACUGUCGUCUGAGAGAAAAUGCUAGAAUUUUCAGAAACACAAGCAAGCAUCUAUGUUUCAUUUUGCAGGUGAUUUAGAUACUCAGGGUGAUGGCAGUGGAUCUCCUAGGGUGCUCUACCUGUCUAGUGGAAAUAACCCUCUGACUGUGUGCUUGCUCCUUGCAAGUCACAGCAAACAGAUUAGCCAGGUACUCUGGCUAAAAAUGGCUUGAAAUAACCCAUUUACUUUCAGCACACUGAAUUCAUGCAGGGUCAGCUAUUAUGUGUCAGUGAGGGAGGCAGCUCUUAAAGUGUGACAGGGUAGCUUGUUAAACUGAUCCCUAGCAUUUGAUAGAGGUGUUCAGGGAUCUAUGAGAGGAGUGUCAUUCAGAAUGAGAGGAAGUCCUAACUAGAUGAGGAUACAAUAUCCCUGACUGUAGGAUGGUCAAAGAUACAAAAGCCAGUGCUGGCAUUUCAUGUUACUGGUCACUGGUGAAAAGCAAGCAUUAAGAUGUUAGAAAGCACACCAAAUCCUCACGAUUAAGUCAGAUAAACAGAGAUGUAAAGGGAUGUUUUGGUUGUCUGGGGAAUCUUUAUUUUCUUGAAAUUUCAUUUUAUUUUUAGCUAUUGCUACUUCCAGCUAACCUCGCUGCUGUGGAAUUGCAAACUUUCUUUAACCCUGCAAAGCAAAAAAAAAAUAGGCAGGCAGGCAUAUUUUUUUCUGUUUCCCUCAUUAUAUCAAUGAGGCUCUCAGGAUGUGAACGUUGGCCCUAGUUGUGUAUUGCCUGUAAAAACAUUAGUAUGAUUAGUAUGAAAACAUUAGAGUGGUAUUUAGAAUCAUAGAAUCAUAGAAUUGGUCAGGUUGGAAAAGACCUUAAAGAUCAUCAAGUUCAACUGCAACCUAACCAUUCUACCCUAACUUUAAAAACCCUCCGCUAAAUCAUGUCCCUGAACACCACAUCCAAACGGUUUUUAAACACAGUUCAGAGAUGGUGACUCAGCCACCUCCCCAAGCCUAUUCCAGUGCUUAAUAACUCUUUCUGUAAACAAGUUUUUCCUGAUAUCCAACCUAAGCCUCCCCUGGUGCAACUUGAGGCCAUUUCCCCUUGUCCUGUAUUUGCAGUAACAAUGGGCAAUAAAUGGACUUCAAGACAGAGGAGGCCCUCACAAUAUGAAAAAAUUUGUAAGCUCAGACAAGGCUUUUUUUUUUUUCUUCUUCUUUUUUCCCCUGAAGUUCAGAAUUGCCUCAUGUCUAAAAGUGUUGUUUUGAAGACCAUUAACUCAGAUUGUCACAAUGGCUUAAAUAAAUUACUUUGAUGUGGACUGUUUUAUUUUCCAAAAGGCAGUUACUGAGAAAUGUAUUCUUUGUCUCCAUAGAGGAGAACAUUUUUCCUACCUAGUCCAUUACUGAUGCUUAUAGAUGAAUAACUGUACUAAUUUCUCAGAAAUUUGAUACUUAAUUAUUUCAGAUAUUCCUCAGAUAUUGGAUAUUUUUCAUGCAGAUUAAUUGCAUAAAACUCUGAAUGAUUUCUAAUGUAGGAUUAAACAUAAUUGAGAUUUAAUUUGAUUUGGUAUAUUUUUCUAAUAGCUAUCCUCUAUAAAAACAAAAAUGUCCUAUACAAGAAAAGUUAAGCAUGCAUAAAAUAAUAAUUUAUAAUCUCUGAAACAUAUCUUUCUUUAAAAUAAAUAACAUAAAAAGUAAUAGUUACUUUUUUACCACUCUAUGGUGAUCAGCCUUUAGCUUUCUUGUGCAUUGUUUGUGAUAUAUAUCUUCUGUUUUCAGUCUUUUCUCAAUUGAAUCUCAGUUUUAGGGAAGAGUUCAAUGGCUGUGGUAUGAACAGAGUAGAUGAAACGGGUGGUUUUCAGAUUAAAUAGAUGGCUGAUUUAAUUUUGUGAUGCAUGAAUGUGGCUGUGCCUCAUGAUCUGCUCUUAACUAACACAGCCUCAAUCUUAGGCUGACUGAAGGCAAUCAUAAAACAGCAGUUUCAGAGAACCCUCUAAACAAAGGACAAUGACUUCUGUGACAUGACAGUAGGAAUCAAAAAUCAUGCCUUUCUGUCUAGUAAACAAAGAAAGUUGUGAGAGGGGCUGAUGUCCUCAAGAAACUGGAAAAUAAUAUUUUAAUAACUACAAAACUGAAGCAUUCAAAAGCCAUGAUUGCAAAAAUCUGCAAAGUUACAUUAAAAAUACUGAAUUCUAAAUAAAGUAUUAAAUAGAUCUCAAAUGAUUUUUAUUUUUUUCUUUUUACUGUACUGCCAAGAUACAUAAGAAACAAAUUUCUAAGCUUUGCCAGCAGGAGGAACUGAACAUAUUUGAUUGCUUUUUCUCAUUGCUACUGAAAUUUGAAAUUUUCAUCCAAUCUCUUGAACCUAGCUGGUAUCACUUUAAAGCAAAUACACAAAAUACAGCGUUGAUUAUCAGGUUUCAAAAGUUGCCAGAUUCAGGAUACUUGGGUUGGUCUGAGAAACACAGUACACAGGCAAUGGUCUGGACUAAAAUGAACAUCUAACUCUUCUGAAGCAGUAAUGUUGGGCAAUGACAUGGGAAACAUCCAAGAGCUUUUGAAGGGAGGCCAGAUAGAUAUUAAGAAACAUAAAGCCUUCAGAAGCUUCUUCUUGUCCAGCUAUUGUUUUCCGGGUAGAUGAGAAUGCACAUGUACAGACACUGUUUCAGGAAACUCCUCCUAGGCCCUUUUACAAAGGAAAACUUUAAGACUACACAUGAUUGCACUCAAAUUACCAAGGUAUAGCAUUUGUUUUUUACAGUCCUAUUGGGUCAGAUACUGAAUUGUUUUGACUCAAAAGAUGAAGUGCAAUAUUAGCCUAGCACUAUUUUCAAGCCUAUAAGCUCAGCUGAGGGAUAUGAAAGUUCUAAUAAGAAUGGUUUUAUCUAUUUUACUCUUGAAAUUCAGUUACAGAAGUGUUUUGUAGGAUGUGUGUCUUUUAUGUCUACAUAAUGGGCUUCUCAGACAUUCUAAGUAUUGCAUCCAUAAAUAUCUGCCAGCAGCAUGAGUACACUUGUCCAGAGAUAGUAUCUAAGCUACUUAGCAAAGUGUUGUCACAAAGUAUGUGAAUGAAAAACUGAUGUUUGUUUUUUUUUUACAUUUUCUACAUUGACUGGAGAAAUUCUAAUUAUUAUUAUUUUUAUGUUAUUAUAAUUUUAAUUAUUAUUAUUAUCAUUAUUAUCAUUAAUAUCAGGUGUUUUUUUUCCGAUUCACCAUUAAAAAAUCAAACCUGAUAUUUAUUUGUAAUCUUAUAUUUUAGAAAUUAAGACUUUUUUUUUUUUUUUCC